AGAUAGCAACACGAUGCUUCGCUGGCUUGGAAGAACGAAAUAAACAUUACUUUUUUUUUUUUUUCUUUCAAACGAGAUCUUGUAGUUUAGUUUGAUAGUAAGGCCUAUAUUUUGGUAGUAUAGUUUCGGAGAGAAAAUGUUUCGAGGUUUUAGCCUGGGUUUCUGCUUGACAUUAUUUUGCUUCGGACCGUUUGUUUGCAGCGCGUGUCCGUCUCAAUGUAACUGCUUCUUUCACAAAUUAUCAGACGGAUCCAAAGCAAGGAGUGUCCUUUGCAAUGACCCACAGAUUACUCUGAUCCCACCCAACUUUCCUGCAGACACCUCGAAACUGCGGAUCGAGAAGACUGCCAUCACAAAGAUCUCCGGCGAAACCUUUCACUACCUCAACAGUUUGGAAUUUCUCUGGAUGUCUUUCAAUUCUCUCAACUCUUUGAAUGUAGACAGCUUCCGUGGCCUGAGAAGUCUGGAUGAGCUGAGACUGGAAGGGAACACUCUCAUCUCUUUCCCCUGGGAAUCUCUGACUGAUAUGCCCGACCUGAGGCUACUGGACCUACAUAAUAAUAAGAUAUCGUCGAUCCCGGCCGAGGCGACCAUUUAUAUCAAGAACCUGACCUACCUGGACUUAUCUAGCAACAACCUGGCCACCGUACCUCCUGAGGUUCUCUCUAUGUGGUUAUCUGUGAAACCGUCUCAAGAAGAUGGGGACAGUUCCAAAUAUAUUCUAGGUCUCCAUGACAACCCAUGGCUAUGUGACUGCCGGCUCUAUGACCUGGUCCAGUUCCAGAAGUCUCCGUCAUCCUCUGUGGUUCUGAUCGACACCAAGCUGCGCUGUGCUGACCCGGAGAGCCUGUCAGGGGUGUUGUUCAGCGAGACGGAGCUCCAGAGGUGUCAGGGGCCCCGUGUCCACACGGCUGUGGCCCGGGUCAGGAGCUCCCUGGGGAACAACGUCCUGCUACGUUGUGGGACUAUCGGAGUCCCAGUACCAGAGCUGUCCUGGACCCGGGCAGACGGCAAACAGAUGAAUGGCACUGUUCAGGAAGAAGUUUCAAAGGAGGGAAUCAUUUGGUCCAUCCUGAGUGUGCCUGCCGUCUCUUACCGGGACUCUGGGAAAUACAUGUGCAAAGCGACCAACUUUGUGGGGACUGCAGAUGCCAUCAUCUCCCUGGUUAUUACAGACUCCUUUAAAAAUGAGGAACAAGGUGGCAGCUCCAAGACUAGAAACCAAAGAGGACGGAAAACCGGUGGAUUUGGGAAAGCUGCCUACCAGAAGAAACUUGUUGCCAGAUACAUACCUCCACCAACCACGACGGCAGCUAUGCCCAUCAUCGAGCCACUAGGACCGAGUGGUUUCACAGGGAGGUAUGAUAUCGAGAGCUACAGUAUUUUGGACAGUGUGGCCGAUGGACAGACGCCCGGUCCUCCUGCCACGGAGCCGGCGAUUAUUAAGGAAGUGGAGAAGGAGGUUCUUAGCAACCUGGCAGCCAACGCCUCUUCUUUGCAGGCAUCGGCGCCGCCGGAGAGACGGGUGGUACGAUCGGUGAAGGUCAUCGGGGACACCGAUCACACCGUCUCCCUGAACUGGCGGGCCCCGACGGCCAAGAACACCACCGAGUUCAGCGUCCUGUAUGCCGUUUUCGGCGAGAGGGACAUGCGGAGGAUCAACGUAGGCGUGGGAAAGAACCGUAUCACCAUCGACGGCCUUGUGCCAAGGACAAAGUACAUCGCCUGCGUCUGCGUCAAAGGCCUGAUCCCUAAAAAGGAGCAGUGUGUAAUCUUCUCAACGGACGAGGCGGCAAGCGCAAGCGGCACCCAGAAGCUCAUUAACGUGGUGGUGAUCACCGUGGCCUGUGUGAUCGCUGUCCCCCUGACACUGAUCGUCUGCUGCGGGGCGCUCAAGAAGCGCUGUAAAAAGCUACUGGGGAGGAAAUCCAAAGAUAUUCAAGACUCAUAUGUAACAUUCGAAACCCUCUCCCCGGGACAGAAGCCUAAGGGGAUGGAGGGGGAGUACCUUGCCAGGCAACACCCAGACGAGUCCAACAGACUGCUCUCUGCUAGAUCCAGUGUGGACUCUGGGGCUACUUGUAGGAAUGAGGCACCCCCUAGUGAGUACUUUUGUUGAUACCAAAUGAAGGCCUCAACCUUUACAGGGCAGAGAAGUCUGUCCUUUCCAAGCAGAACUUAAGUUGGUUGGUUGUUCUCUUCUGGCAAGUGAUGUAUUGUAGAUGAGUGACACUGCUCAGAGACGGGGCAGAGACCAACAGACAGUUGCAUGGACAAGUGUGGUAUAUAUGUGAGUCUAGAUAAAUAGGAUAAAUAAAUGCUGACAUAACUGUGAUUAUAUAUAUAAUAUAUUAUUAUUAUGCCUUGCAGAAAUACAGGCCAACCUUGACCCGGUGAACUGUAAAAAAAAAAAAAUUAAAACAGAAACAAAUUUUUUAUUUAAAAUGUGGAAAUAAGCAUUUUAUAUUUGUCAUGCACUUUUAAGGGGGUAACAUAGUGUAAGCAGUUGCCUUUCUUUGAAAUGACACUUGGGUUACACAGUUAUGCUAACUUUUACAAAAUUCCCAGGUUUUCCAGAAAUUCUUGGUGGAAUAAGGAAACCCAAAAUGGCACGUUCUACCAGAAUACAUGAAACCCAUUUUUUAACAUAUGGAGGAAGAGUAAUGACAGUUAUUCUGAAACGAAUCUGACCUCAGAAUUCUGGUAGUUUUUAUUUGACAAAAUAAGGUAAAGUAUUGGUGAAGCAACUCAUAUCUGUAGUGAUAUUUUGUACCUCUGUGUAUUUACCAUAAAUGUUAAUGUGCCAGGUUUACUGUCCAAUCAAACCUAACAUACUAUACAUUUUGUAAUGUAUAUAUCUAUGAUCUGAUCUGAUAUAUAGUACCAGUCAAAAGUUUGGACACACCUGCUCAUUCAAGGGUUUUUCUUUAUUUUAA
This is a messenger RNA of Oncorhynchus tshawytscha (Chinook salmon), 2936 nucleotides long. RefSeq names its product leucine-rich repeat, immunoglobulin-like domain and transmembrane domain-containing protein 1. Bases 137 to 2119 code for a protein of 660 amino acids. NCBI's taxonomy places the organism in Eukaryota, Metazoa, Chordata, Actinopteri, Salmoniformes, Salmonidae. Gene Ontology annotation, cellular component: endoplasmic reticulum membrane. Gene Ontology annotation, molecular function: protein binding. The record is from RefSeq and is a predicted model, not a curated record. The transcript has 4 exons.